This is a messenger RNA of Alternaria ventricosa, 1053 nucleotides long. RefSeq lists its product as uncharacterized. The record is from RefSeq and is a predicted model, not a curated record. The coding region runs from base 1 to 1053 and encodes 350 amino acids. Lineage: Eukaryota; Fungi; Ascomycota; Dothideomycetes; Pleosporales; Pleosporaceae. The transcript has a single exon.
AUGUCCAGUCACCGAGCUGAACGACGCAUCCGCGAGUACUUAUCGCAUCUAAUACCCGUGCCACUGAACGAUUUAUCAGAGAGUGAUCGGAUAUGUACGUUGUGCUACGAGGCCUUUCCCCCGCUGGAGGAAGGCGGCGACUACCCAGUCCGUGUACGCUCCACCCACGCCAACUCGACUUGUCGGCAUGUGUUCGGAAGAACGUGCAUCGAAGAGCACCUGAGCAGCGGCAGAGGCUAUAGCAGGAGAUGUCCAAUAUGUCGCGAGAGCUGGUUUGGCGAUGCAGAGGACGAGGCCGACGAAGAGCCGGAAGAGUCUGCAGUAGCGGCAGCGCAUAGACAGAGGAGUCAGUUUCGUGCGCCUGGGGAGACGCCGGAGGAUCGGCGAAUGGAGCUUAUCUUUGGGUUGGAAAAUACGAGUGAGCAGGAGCGUCAGCGGUUCUUCGCAUCCGUGGGGCAAACUCUACGUGCUAUGCCAUCGGCAGAAGCGGAUGCCCAAGCAGCUAUCGGCCAGUCGGUUCAGGCGAUUGCUGACGCCGAGGAAAGCUUGCGCGUGAUCCGCAACAUCCAGGCCGAUCGCGCAUCGCCCCCAGCCGUGGACAUGUCGCAAGGCGUGCGUCGUGGCAGCGCAGAAGAAGAGGACGAGGAAAUGGAACGGCGAUUGAUGCAGGCGGAGCUGCGACACGCCAGGCAGGCGGUUGAUGCGGGCCUACAACUCGCCGCGGCGGUUAGGGCGAAGAGGGUAUCACGUGAGGACAAUGAGCGCUCGUUGCAACGAAUGUCCCAGCAGGGACGAGGUACCGCGCCUACAUCGCGACACAGCGGCGCAUCGCCUAGGCGCGAUGACUUCGCGACUCUACCGAGUGCGGGCCGCAUGAUGCGAACGAUGGGAUUCUUGGAGCAGCUUCAUCGAACGGAAGAGGUGAUGACCGAUAGUUCAGACAUAGCGGAGAGGAUGGGUGAUGUUGAGCGAGCUGUGGACGCUUUGUGGAGGGGUGUUGACGAUGAUAGGCGGCGGCGAGGAAACAUUCGGUUCGUGCGUCGCGACUCUUGA